Wasmannia auropunctata (little fire ant) is the source of this 1802-nucleotide messenger RNA. Its product is annotated as nucleoredoxin-like. The coding region runs from base 17 to 1498 and encodes 493 amino acids. The record is from RefSeq and is a predicted model, not a curated record. NCBI's taxonomy places the organism in Eukaryota, Metazoa, Arthropoda, Insecta, Hymenoptera, Formicidae. The transcript has 7 exons.
GUCGCGUCGCAGAGCGAUGGCCGAACGGUGUGUCAGUGAACAGAUAUCCACGGCGGGUGCCGGGAAAAAAGCCCCAUCGACGGCUGGCAAGCCGCUAUGCUGGCAGCAUCGGCUGUUCGGCAAGCAGCUCGUGCGUUGCAGCCACGUUAAUGACACGAGGAAGUCAAUCGACUCGGCGGCCGCUACACUCGUCCACGAAGACGGCCGAUCGACCUGCGAGAUCGUUGGCAUGUACUUCAGCUUCGUGAAUCCCGGUGCGACCUGCGACGACUUCACUCGUCAGCUGGUCGAGCUUUACACGAGUGUCAACGGCAGCAGCGGCGGCGGCGAGAAGAGGAAGAGAUUCGAGGUGGUGCACGUGGUCCUCUGGAGUAACGUAACCGACGUGCUCGACUUCGACGAAAGCUUUCGCGCCCACGUCACCGAUCUACCUUGGCUCGCCGUACCGAAUCGCGACUACGAGAGAAAAACCAGACUGACUCGAAGGUAUCGGAUAAAAGCGGGCGUGCCGACGUUGAUUUUACUGGAGGCAUCCAACGGAUUAGUCGUGACACGAGGAGGAGUUGAGCGAACUAUCGCCGAUCCCACCGGCGCAGACUUCCCUUGGAGGCCUCCGCAUCCGAAAGCCGCUCUCGAGGAUGGACCUCUUCUGUCGUGCGGCGCCCGCGACAGUAACGAGCCUAUGUUGCACGAGGAACUCCGCCACUGUUUUAAGGGAAUUUACUUCAGUGCACAUUGGUGUCCACCUUGUAAAGCAUUCACCCCACAACUCGUGGAUACGUAUCAACGAAUUCAGGAGAGAGGUCAUGAUUUUGAAGUAAUUUUCGUGAGUUCGGACAGGAGCGAGGAUUCGUACAAUACGUACACGGAAACAAUGCCUUGGUUGAGGAUACCUUUUAAUCACGAAGAAAGACGUCGAAAGUUGGCAAGAGCUUUCGACGUUCAAGCAAUACCUACUUUAGUCAUUCUGGAUCCUCGCGACAAUAUAAUUACUCUGGAUGGACGCGCCGAAUUGAUUGAGGAUCCAGAGGGAUUGAAUUUUCCUUGGAGCAGUAGACUAGUAAAUAUUCUAACAGAAAAGUAUGCCACAUCGUUACACGAUGCUCCAGCUAUUAUCUUAUUUGUCGAAGGGGAAGAUUGUGAAAUUCAAUUUGGAGAAAGUGUACUACUACCAGCCGCACAAGUGUAUAGAAACGAUCAACCUGAUUAUGAUCCAAAUUAUGACGAUUCUGAUGAUGAUUCUUUGCAAUUCUAUAUAGCUUUAGAUUGUGAAACAUCAGACAUUCUUCGUGAAUUCAUUGGUUUAGAUGACGCAGUACCUCUUUUGACUGCUAUCGAUAUUCCGCGAGGUAUAUAUGUCGUAAUGGAGUACGGUGCCGAGAUUACCGUGGACUCUGUACAACAGUUCAUCGAUGGAUUUCUCAAUAACAAACUGCCGAUAAAUAAAAUAGCGGCAGUACAUAAAACAUCAAAAACAAGCGAACAUAUGCCGGCAUAAAGUCACAUAGAAACGUUAAUUAAAUACAAAAUUGUACUUGUCAAAUUUUAUAAGAGUUGUUCAAACGAAGAUGUCCUACUCUUUCUUUUUUACUUCUGUCUCUGUGAUAUCGUCGUUCUUUACGUAAAGAGAAAUUCGCGUGUAAAUUGCAUUUGUUCUUACAUAAUUCUUCGCGAAUAUAACAAAAAAAUGUAUUAUACCAGUCAAAAAACUAAGUCGAUCAAAUUGUAUUUUUAAGUGUACGUAGACGCACACGAAUACAUUACUAUAUUAUAAAUUACUAAAUAAAUAUCGAAUAAGCGCA